Molecule: messenger RNA, 1075 nt
Organism: Falco peregrinus (peregrine falcon)
Lineage: Eukaryota; Metazoa; Chordata; Aves; Falconiformes; Falconidae
Gene: TMEM54
Product: transmembrane protein 54
Exons: 5
Coding region: 1-891 (296 amino acids)
Source: RefSeq, a predicted model, not a curated record
AUGUGUCAAGUGGCACGGUGCAAGGGCAGGAGGGACAGCUGGGUGCUGGCCACCCCACACCGUGCAGCCCCCUUACCCAGCCCUGCUCCCCCCUCCGUCCCAGGCCACCUCGAUCCCAGCAGCCACCAAAGGGUCCUCAUGAAAACUGGCCUCAUCCUCCUCAUCAUCGGGCACCUCAACUUCAUCGCUGGUGCCCUGGUCCACGGCACUGUCCUCCGCUUCGUGGUUGACCCCCGGGAUGCCAUUUCCCUGCAGUAUGUCAUCGCCAACGCUGCCUCCGUCAUCUCCGCGCUGCUGACCAUCUCCUGCGGAAUAGCUGCCCUCAUGCUGUCCCGCUGCCUCGCCCCCACCACCCUGAAAUGGGCAGUUUUCGCCCUGAGCACCAGCAGCAGCCUGGGCUGCCUGUCCUGCCUGCUGGGGCUGGCUGUCUCCAUCGGGCUGACACUGGGCACGCAGGGUCGGGCGCUGCUGGCCCCCUGCCCCAUCGCUGGCAUUGCCCUGGUCUCCCGCGAGUGCCCCUUCGAUCCCACCCGCGUCUACAGCUCCACGCUGUGCCUCUGGGCCAUCUCCCUCCUGCUCGACUCGAUGGAGAUCAUCUUCAGCAUCCGCUGCCUCCUGCUCACCGUUGACCUCCUCCACCUCGGCUGCUGCUGCCACGGGGCGCACCGGAGGAAGGUGACGCCUGGUCCCCAGGCUCAGCACCGACCCACUUCCAUGCAGGGCUGGGAUGGACCUGGCUGGGCUCGGGAGCACCCGGGUGGGGGUAAGAUUUGGCAACCUGAAGGUCUCAUCCCCCCACUCUCGUUCUCAUCAUCCCCUCUGCCUUGCAGGUCUCCUUGCAGGCAGCCCCUGCGGAGAGCCCGGACGCUGGGCAGUGCCUGGGUUUGCUGAGGCUGGACAGUGUGGAAACUGCCUGGCUCUGAGCGGGACCCAAGGGGUGACCCCACGGAUGUGCCCCUGCCAGCCCUGCACCGUCCCAGCGCCCACACAGGCCCAUGACAGGACCCAGCUGCCCCCCAGCCUGGCUACUGGGCGAACGCAUCACCUGGACACCACCAGCCAAGACACAUGAGCC